AUGUCCGACGACGAAGAUAAGAAGUAUCCAAUGAUUAAAUUCACACCAGAGGAAGACAAAGAACUCAGACGUCUUAUAGUAGAAGAGAAGUUGAAGAAUUGGGUAACAAUUGCCUCAAGAAUGCCGGGUCGCAAUGUUCACCAAUGCCAUGAUCGUUGGAAAAACGUGUUAUCAAAGAGAAGAAAUAGCGUUGUAUGGACUGGUGAUGAAGAUGAAACUUUAAUUCAAAAAUACAAGAUAUUGGGUCGUAGAUGGAAUAAGAUUCAAAUUUACUUACCUGGUCAUUCUGUUUCUCAGAUCAAAUCACGCCUUCAAAAACUAGAAAAAGAAUCCACUCAAUCACCAGAAACUUAUAUACCCCCAAAACAAAUUGAAAUCUUAAGAAAAAAUAAUUUAGAAGCGCCAGCGGCGGAUCCUUUUGAUGCUACGAACCUCGAGACUUUUUUUGAGUCUAUCGACUUCACUUCUAACGAUAAUGAGUUUGGAUUUGAUUGA
Trichomonas vaginalis G3 is the source of this 495-nucleotide messenger RNA. RefSeq names its product RNA polymerase II transcription regulator recruiting protein. The record is from RefSeq and is a predicted model, not a curated record. Gene Ontology annotation, cellular component: nucleus. NCBI's taxonomy places the organism in Eukaryota, Parabasalia, Trichomonadida, Trichomonadidae. Gene Ontology annotation, biological process: regulation of DNA-templated transcription. The coding region runs from base 1 to 495 and encodes 164 amino acids. Gene Ontology annotation, molecular function: DNA-binding transcription factor activity, RNA polymerase II-specific; RNA polymerase II cis-regulatory region sequence-specific DNA binding. The transcript has a single exon.